Messenger RNA from Rotaria sp. Silwood2, 1782 nucleotides. The record is from the annotation of a GenBank genome assembly. NCBI's taxonomy places the organism in Eukaryota, Metazoa, Rotifera, Eurotatoria, Philodinida, Philodinidae.
AUGGAGAGUACUUACGACUACGUUGUGAUUGGUGGUGGAACAAGUGGUGCGGUUGUAGCUCGACGUUUAGCAGAAGGUGAUACAAACUCUACUGUAUGUCUUCUCGAAGCGGGCCCAAGCGACAAAGAAAUCCUCCAUAGUCGUAUACCGGGUAGGUGGGCUAUGUAUACGGAGAGGUCGAACGACUGGAACUAUGAUACUAUUGCUCAAAAAGGUUGUAAUAAUCGUAUUAUUUAUGCUAUACGUGCUCGAUUUCUCGGUGGAUGUAGUGCAAUUAAUGGUACAUUGCUUAUUCGAGGUGCCAAAGCAGAUUAUGAUCGAAUUGCGGCCAUGGGAAAUCCAGGAUGGAGUUGGGAAGAAAUGUUGACAUAUUUCAAAGCAUCUGAGACAUUUCAUCCAGCUGAUUGGCACCAGGCAGACUUAACGGUUCAUGGUACUAGUGGACCAUUGCAUACAGAGCCAUAUCUUCUUGCACCUAUCUCAGAAAAAGUUCUUCAAUCAUUCAUUGACAGUGGCUUUGAGUACAAACCAGAUAUGUUUGCACAGGGCGCUUAUGAAGGCGUUGGACAUGCUGUACGUACAGUUUGUAAAGGUAUUCGAAGUACAAGUGCUGACUUUGUUCAGCAUUAUGAGAAACCAAAUCUUACAGUUCGAGCAGGUGUCUAUGUUGAUCGAAUUAUUCUGGAAAAAAAUGAUAAAAGUACGGAAGAUAAACGUGACUACAAGGCAGUCAGUGUCGAAGCACAUCAUGAUGCAAAUGGUCAACGGAUAAGUAUCAAAGCAAGAAAAGAAAUUAUUCUAAGUGCUGGUGCUUAUAAUUCUCCAAUGGUCUUAAUGCAUUCUGGUAUUGGUCCAGCAGAACAUCUGAUCGAAAUGGGCAUCACUUGCAAGAUUAACUUGCUAGGUGUAGGAAGUAAUCUUCAAGAUCAUACAAUUGUAUAUACAUCGUAUCAAGUGAAAGAUCCAAGUCUAACACUCGACCAAUUUAUCUACUAUUCUCCAGACGCUGUUACAUCGUCACUCAAUAAAUGGCAUGAAACAAAAACAGGAGUCAUGGCAGGAAUUCCAUUUGGUCCCUUUGCACUAACACGAAUAGAUAAAACUAUUAAAGAUCCUGUUUGGGAAGCUGCAAAAUCUGAAAAGCAAAAACUGCAACCAUCAGAGUGUGAUCCAACAGAACAAUGGCCAAAUCAACCUCAUAUUGAGUUGUGGACAACAGAACUGCAAUUUUGCGCUCCUGUCUUCUCAGAAGCGGAUGAGCUGCCACAAUUUCCUGUGGAAGGCGAAGGAAGCAUUACGCUAAUUACUUUUCUAUGUGGACCACAAGCAAGAGGUACUGUCAGACUCUCAUCCAACGACACAACAAGCAAACCAAUCAUUGAUCAUGCCUAUCUUGAAAAUGAUCUCGAUGUAGCUGUACUUGCUGAAGGUUGUCGAAUUGGUCACGAAGUGUUAAUGAAAGGCCGAGGAACAAAAGAUAUCAUUGCUGGUCUAUGGCCGAAAACAUUGUCGCAUCCAAAAAGUCUAGAUGAUUGGAAGAAGCAUGUGCGAGCCUUUGCCAAUACCUGUUAUCACCCGAGUGGUACAUGUAAAAUGGCACCUGACAGUGACCCAAUGGGAGUGGUGGACAGUCGACUUCGUGUACGAAACGUUGCAGGCCUACGAGUAGCGGAUGUAUCUAUUCUUCCUUUAGUAAAUAAUGGACAUACACAGGCACCUGCCUAUGCCAUUGGUGAAAAAGUCGCACAUAUGAUUUUACAAGACGCUACUGUUGAAAGUUAA